Molecule: messenger RNA, 374 nt
Organism: Hymenoscyphus albidus
Lineage: Eukaryota; Fungi; Ascomycota; Leotiomycetes; Helotiales; Helotiaceae
Source: the annotation of a GenBank genome assembly
AUGAUUUUGACCACCCGCGGCCCAGAGAAUGCGGUGGGUGUACAUCAGUACAAUGUCCAGGGCAAGAAGAUGUCUGAUUUCCUCUACGUAGGUCUCCAUCACGAUCGUCAUUUUUUCUCCAAUCCAGCCCAUCUUCAUUUCCUCCCUACCGAUUCGUGUUCUGAUUACUUCAAUCGCAUUACCAUGCUAACGCUCCCUAGCUCGUAAAUGUAGGAAUCAUAGUCUAUGCAGCCGCCAACGUCCUAAUCAAAUCGUCCAUCCUCCUCCAAUACACCUCAAUCUUCUCGCCCGCCGCGAAAGAUUAUUUCUACUGGUCUUGCCACUUUAUCAUCGUUCUUACUAUCGUCACAUAUACCAGCAUUGCUUUUAUCUAG